This is a messenger RNA of Gongylonema pulchrum, 732 nucleotides long. NCBI's taxonomy places the organism in Eukaryota, Metazoa, Nematoda, Chromadorea, Rhabditida, Gongylonematidae. The record is from the annotation of a GenBank genome assembly.
AUGUUGCCUGUGAUCGAUGGAGUAGAGGAUGCCAAUAAAUUGUACGAAGAUCUGCUCGGUGACUACAAUAAGCUUGACCGCCCGGUCAGCAAUGUUAGCGAGACGCUGGUGGUCAGAUUUAAACUGAAACUGUCACAAUUACUCGAUGUGAGUUGGAAAGAUUACAAACUGCGAUGGAAUCCGGAUGAUUAUGGGGGCAUCAGCGCUUUAUACGUCCCAUCCGAACUCAUUUGGUUGCCAGAUAUUGUUCUCUACAACAACGCUGAUGGUAAUUAUCAAGUAUCAAUUAUGACCAAAGCAAAAAUUUCAUCAGAUGGAACUGUUGAAUGGUCACCACCAGCUUUCUACAAAAGCACUUGCCAAAUUGACGUUGAAUGGUUCCCAUUCGAUGAACAAACCUGCGAAAUGAAAUUUGGAUCUUGGACUUACGGUGGCUUGGAAGUGGAUUUACAACAUAAGGAUUCACAAAUUGCACGUGCGGAGACAGAAGUUGUGCUCGGAAUUGAUGGAGAGCACGAGGAAUUGGUUUGGGUUGUUGAUGAAGGUAUAGAUCUAAGUGAUUAUUAUCCGAGUGUGGAAUGGGAUAUCCUGGGCGUAGCAAGCAGACGUCACGAGAAAAAAUAUCCGUGCUGCAAAUCUCCGUUCAUUGAUCUUACCUACGAAUUAAGGCUACGUCGCAAAACACUCUUCUACACAGUUAACUUAAUUCUGCCCAUUGUGAGUAUCAAGUGA